UCUCUCUCUCUCUCUCUCUCUCUCUCUCUCUCCUCCUCCCCACGAAGCUUUCGAUCUCUCCAUUAAUGGCGACGAUGCUCCGCUCCUCCUCCUCAUCCUCCCUCGUGCGGAGGCUGAUGACGCUCUCGCGUGCGAGCUAUUCGUUGAUCGCCACAGCCGCAUCCGCUUCACACUCCAACGCCGUCGCCCGAUCCCCUUUCUCUCGCCCUAGCCCCUCCAUCGCUCGCCCUAUCUCAGAUUACAAUUAUCCUUUUCCAUGGGGUUUUAAGCGCUUGUUUAGUUCAAAUCCUAGCCACUUGCCCACCAUUGCUGACCCCGACAUAGAAGUGGCAUUCAAGGAUUUAUUGGCUAUGAGUUGGGAUGAAAUUCCGGAUUCCGUAUUGGAGGAGGCAAAGAAGGCACUAUCUAAGAAUACCGAUGAUAAGGCCGGUCAAGAGGCUCUGAAGAAUGUCUUAAGAGCAGCUGAGGCUUGUGUCGAAUUUGGGGGUGUGCUGGUAUCCCUGAGAAUGGCUCUUGAUGAUCUUUGUGGCCUAAGUGGAGAGAAUGUGGGUCCUUUGCCUGGUUAUAUAGAAGAUGCCGUAAAAGCUGCAUAUAAACGUUACAUGACCUACCUGGAUUCCUUUGGUCCAGAUGAGCUUUAUUUGAGGAAAAAGGUUGAAACAGAGUUGGGGACAAAAAUGAUUCAUUUGAAAAUGAGAUGCAGUGGCAUUGGAUCCGAAUGGGGGAAGGUUUCACUUAUUGGCACGUCAGGGCUUUCCGGAUCCUAUGUUGAGAUGAGAUCUUAAGAAAAGAUGUGAGAGCUCUGGAGUUUCGGUUGCAUCUUUUAAUUUAUCUGUUUUGGCUGUUUGUGGAUGUGUAGUUUGUGUCCUAAAUAAUACUGAGACAAUCGAUCACUUCAUCUUUUCUAGUUAAAAGCCGUGAGUACUUCAACGCUGUGGGCAAAAGAAGGAAGAAGGUAAAUUCCGGACUUAAACCGAAUAAAGAUGGUUUAGAUAUGUUUCCUUUGGCUUGCAUAUAAUUCCUUGCAAAAUGUUUAUAUUGCUUUUACUUCUGUUGUUUAUUAUCUGCUUGUCAGCUUAAUUCUAUGUGUGCCGUUUACUUCGCAUCU
Ananas comosus (pineapple) is the source of this 1108-nucleotide messenger RNA. Its product is annotated as succinate dehydrogenase subunit 5, mitochondrial. Gene Ontology annotation, cellular component: respiratory chain complex II (succinate dehydrogenase). The coding region runs from base 66 to 785 and encodes 239 amino acids. Gene Ontology annotation, biological process: tricarboxylic acid cycle. The transcript is spliced from 4 exons. Lineage: Eukaryota; Viridiplantae; Streptophyta; Magnoliopsida; Poales; Bromeliaceae. The record is from RefSeq and is a predicted model, not a curated record.